GAGGAAUAUAAUAAAAUGUCACCUGAAGUGGCCUUGAACAGAAUUUCUCCAGCACUUUCACCCUUCAUUUCCAGCGUGGUCAGAAAUGGAAAAGUAGGACUAGAUGCUACUAAUUGUUUACGGAUUACAGACUUGAAGUCUGGCUGUACAUCCUUGACCCCUGGACCCAGCUGUGAUCGUUUUAAGCUACAUAUCCCUUAUGCGGGAGAAACACUCAAAUGGGAUAUAAUUUUUAAUGCUCACUAUCCUGACCUGCCACCAGAUUUUAUCUUUGGAGAGGAUGCUGAGUUUUUGCCAGAUCCUUCUGCCUUGCAUAAUUUGGCUUCUUGGAAUCCUUCAAACCCUGAAUGCCUCCUGCUUGUUGUGAAAGAGCUUGUGCAGCAGUAUCACCAGUUUCAGUGCAGCCGAUUACGGGAGAGCUCUCGGCUUAUGUUUGAGUAUCAGACUUUACUAGAAGAGCCCCAGUAUGGAGAAAACAUGGAAAUCUAUGCUGGCAGAAAAAACAACUGGACUGGAGAGUUCUCGGCUCGCUUCCUCUUGAAAUUGCCUGUCGAUUUCAGCAAUAUUCCUACAUACCUUCUCAAGGAUGUGAACGAAGACCCUGGAGAAGAUGUUGCACUUCUCUCCGUUAGUUUUGAGGAUGCAGAAGCUACUCAGGUUUUUCCUAAGCUGUACCUCUCCCCACGUAUUGAACAUGCGCUUGGAGGAUCAUCUGCUCUUCACAUCCCAGCCUUUCCUGGUGGAGGUUGUCUCAUUGACUAUGUACCCCAAGUAUGCCAGCUGCUAACAAACAAGGUACAAUAUGUUAUUCAGGGAUACCAUAAGAGAAGAGAGUACAUUGCAGCUUUCCUGAGUCACUUUGGAACUGGUGUGGUGGAAUAUGAUGCAGAAGGAUUCACCAAGCUUACUCUGUUGCUGAUGUGGAAAGACUUUUGCUUCCUUGUUCACAUUGACCUACCCCUGUACUUUCCUCGAGACCAACCAACCCUAACAUUUCAGUCCGUCUACCACUUCACUAACAGUGGCCAGCUGUACUCCCAGGCCCAGAAGAAUUACCCGUACAGCCCCCGAUGGGAUGGCAAUGAAAUGGCCAAGAGAGCAAAGACGUAUUUCAAGACAUUUGUCCCUCAGUUCCAGGAGGCAGCAUUUGCUAAUGGAAAGCUUUAG
Molecule: messenger RNA, 1167 nt
Organism: Cinclus cinclus
Lineage: Eukaryota; Metazoa; Chordata; Aves; Passeriformes; Cinclidae
Gene: BABAM2
Product: BRISC and BRCA1 A complex member 2
Exons: 11
Coding region: 16-1167 (383 amino acids)
Biological process (GO): double-strand break repair
Cellular component (GO): BRISC complex; BRCA1-A complex
Source: RefSeq, a predicted model, not a curated record